UAAAGAUAACGGUUGUUCAAGCGUCACCUUGGGUAUACCAAGUAUUGUGAAGAACAGAGGAGUGGAGCAAGAUGGACAGUAAUCCACCCGUGCUAGAUGCGUUAUCCAAGUUAGAACUCUCCAUGAGGCCGCAAUCGGUGCCGUCAUGGCUCAGCAGCGACACUAAUCACGCCCCCAAGGUCACAGCACUCGGUCCAAGAACUUCUAGCGUCGAAUUGGUUGAUCAUACAGGGGUUACUGGAAUCGCUAUAGGCGGUGGCAACACUAAUAUGCACGGAAAUUCCCCACACAAAGACAAGAACAAACCUGGUCCCUUAGCGCCCAGUCCUUCAGCUGUUCGACCUCGCGCACCAAUUGGUGUUCACAAAGACGCAAUUAGCUCUGCAGACAAAGAAUUCUUGCCAAAAGAAUCGGGGUCUCCCAAGCGAUCAAGACAUCGGGUUCGGCAGCAGGUAGUCGAGUCCAAAAGCAGGCGAGUCAAACAAUCGCUGGUGGAGUCGUUGCGAUCUCUUGAAUUCUUCGACAAAACAAAUCGCAGUCGGGAAUUAUCCACAAAAAUCUCAGUCAUGCGCCCAUACGCAGACCCUGAAGAUAAUGUUCAUUUUGUCAAUAUAGACGACAAAGUGGAUGAAAGAGAGGAUGAGAAAACGCUUGCAGAGAACGAGGAGCUCAUACUUCACGACAGCGAGCGUCAUUCUUCACGCGAUGGUGUUGAAAAUCGAGCGUCAAAGUAUCUUGCGAAAGCUGUUGAGUCAAAUUCUUCACCGGAACCAUCAGAAGUGUUCCAGAUCCCAGAAUUGCCACGUGGACAGAAUCUGGUUAUCAACAUCCUCUCGACAUGGGGCGACCCAUUCUACGUUGGGCUCAUGGGUAUCGAGGUAUUUGAUCACACGGGCCACGCUGUCUAUCUCUCUGAUGUUGAUAAACAAUUGUCAGCAGACCCUCCGGAUCUGAAUAUCCAAGAUCACGAUCGUUUAGACCCUCGCACUGUGGACAAACUCGUAGACAAACACUAUUUCACUUGUGACGAGCUGCAUGCGUGGCUUGCUCCGUUCUCACGUGGACAAAAUCACUUUAUUUACAUGGAUUUUGACUAUCCGUUAUCCAUCUCGAUGUUGCGCGUCUGGAAUUACAACACCACUCGAAUCCACUCGUAUCGCGGUGCACGAUAUGUGGAGAUAUCGUUAGACGGAAAGUCUAUCUUCAAGGGAGAAAUCCGCCGCGCACCGGGUAGUGUCAUUGAAGACAUCGACGAUUGCAAUGAAUGUAUUUUAUUCACCAUGAACCAGUCGAUCCUGCAAUUAAUCGAAAAAUACGAGAAAAGAAACGAAAUACUGAUCGACAAUGAAUCGUCCGAGGUGUCAGCAAUUGCAACAGGACUAACACCUUUUUGUGGACUUCCAAUCGGUCCAGAUCCACGUCUUCUUGAGAGACCGAAGACGGGCAGCAAGGUGUCUCGUGCGGCAGCAAGAGGAAGUAGCCACAUCGUUUGUUCAUCUGAAACCGGAGCAAUGAAUUCUGUCUUCGCACCAGUCACCCCGCUGCCAAAAGUUGGCAUGUACUCUGAAAAUCCAGCAAAACCAGUCCAGACUGCACGUCCGUGUACAGCUCCUGUGGUUGGCGGGCCGAUGACAGAGCGGCCAUUGUGCUGUAAAACAAUCGAACUGAUACUGGAGGCGAACUGGGGUGACCCGUACGAAAUCGGGCUUGCAGGUCUUGAGAUUUUAGAUUCCAACUACGUUCCAUUGUCAAUUUCUUUGGAUAAUGUCAAAAUCUCUGCUCCAAUUGCUGUGGAUAGAAUGCAGAAGUUGAUAACGACAAGCGGUGCGCGACAUCUAUCAGUUGAUUCUCAAGAAAUGUGGAGUGCUCCACUUCAGGAAAUACUCGCACUCCCUCCCGAGCGGCGAGCAAUCACGAUAGAUUUUGCUGAUAAAAUGAGCCUCCGAGCACUGAAAGUGUGGAACUACAACACAACUCUGGAGGAUUCCUUUAAAGGUACAAAGCAGGUUUCAGUGCGAAUUGACGGUGUGCAUCACAUGCGCGUAUCGUUACGGAAGGCUCCAGGCAGUCUCAUGGAUUUCGAUUUCGGUCAGUUCUUGUAUCUGCGCAGCAACCAUCAACCUGGUAGUGCUGCAUCUCAAGCAUUACCAUUUGAGCCGCUUAGUAAGGAAGACAACACACUGAGCUCCACAGUGGAAGAAACAGAAAACACGAGACCAUCGUCACCUGUGGAGGGCAGAACCACCCAAGACGGUGACACAUCGAACGAGGGAACAACGUUCUGCAACUCGGGCACUUCACUAUCGCAGUCUUCUGUAUCACAGCAAACGCGAGCAAUACGGAAGAAGAACGCUAUGAACCCCAUCGCAGAAGUCUUCCAGCAGUACCAGACACCUCUGUUCCCCACUGGAUAUAUCAUCAAAUUCGUGUUCUCAUCUACCUGGGGAGACACUUUCUACUUAGGGCUCAAUGGCGUGGAGUUAUUCGACCGAGACAACCAGCUCAUUCCUCUCAGCGCAGAGAUCAUCGACGCCCAACCGCGUGAUAUUAACAUCCUGAAAGAACCAGGAGCCACUCACGACGUACGAACAUUGGACAAACUCUAUGAUGGUGUCAAUAACACUUACGACGACCGACACAUGUGGCUAGCUCCACACACGCCGUCGCACCCCAACAAGCUCGUGAUCUUCUUUAAUGAGCCUGUGACUAUCUCCAAAAUCCGAUUGUGGAACUACAGCAAGACGCCUGCCCGUGGUGUGCGCGAGUUUGAGGUGUUUCUAGACGAUGUGCUGAUCUACCACGGGAUCCUGAAGCAAGCACCACCACUGAGUCUGCCGACUGUGAACGGCGCUUCCGACGAGGCAAUGGACCCUUUCACUCAUUCAUCGCUGGAGAACCGACGACUGCGCAAGAAGUGGCACGAUCAAGCAGAGGCUGCUGCCAAUGCCGUCAAUAUGACACAAUCACUACUGUUCACAGACGAUGUUGAGGUGAUUGAGGCUGAAGCAAACAACAUCUACAUGCCACAAGAUGAACUCGAGGGUAGCGUCACUUUCUACGACAAUAGUCAAGUAUUGUCUCUCUCCGAUCUGCCUGGACACGACACUAUCGUGAGACCGACCACCAGUGCAGGUUGGUGA
Molecule: messenger RNA, 3140 nt
Organism: Phytophthora nicotianae INRA-310
Lineage: Eukaryota; Oomycota; Peronosporomycetes; Peronosporales; Peronosporaceae
Exons: 3
Coding region: 72-3140 (1022 amino acids)
Source: RefSeq, a predicted model, not a curated record